AUGACACCAGAUCCCGAGACAAUUCGUCUACAUAUUCUCGGUAAUCCGCAAGUGCGCGAGGCUGUUCGACGGCAAAACCCGGAACUGGCGGAGGUGGCCAACGAUGCACAGCGCUUCCGUGAUGUCCUUCAACGACAACAACAGCGCGAGGCUCAGGUCGCAGCAGAGAAGGAGGCUCGAAUUGCGAUGCUGAAUGCAGAUCCGUUCAACCCAGAGAACCAGCGAGAGAUCGAGGAGAUUAUCCGUCAAAACGCGGUAACGGAAAACCUCCACAAUGCCAUGGAACAUCAUCCAGAGUCAUUUGGUCGCGUAACCAUGCUGUAUAUCCCUGUCGAGGUCAAUGGUCACAGACUCAACGCAUUCGUCGAUUCCGGCGCACAGGUCACCAUAAUGUCACCCGAAUGUGCGACCGCGUGCAACAUCAUGCGACUCGUUGACCAGCGCUAUGGGGGUAUCGCAAAGGGUGUUGGUACAGCAAACAUCAUAGGUCGGGUGCACUCAGCACAAAUCAAGAUUGGAAGCAUGUUUCUUCCAUGCUCUUUCACUGUUAUGGAAGGAAAGCACAUUGAUCUACUCCUAGGCUUGGAUAUGUUGAGGAGACACCAAGCUUGCAUUGACCUCAAACGAGGCGCACUUAUUAUCCAAGACCAAGCGGUCCCAUUCUUGGGAGAGGCCGACAUUCCCAAGCACCUUCAGGAAGAAUUCGAGGAUGAGCCCAUGAUCAAGGGAGCCGAUGGCGCCGAAGUCGGCGCCCGGACAGGUGCGGUCACGCAUCAGGCCAGCCGCAGCCAAGCAGCUGGUGGCUCCAACAUGGCCUCUGCGGCAUCCUCUUCCCGCCCAGCCCCGCCGCAGUCACGCUGGCCGGCGGACUCCAUCGCGAAGAUCACUGAACUAGGCUUUACGCGAGAAGAAGCCAUGCGAGCUUUAGACGCAGCCAACGGAGACCUAGACGGAGCCAUUGGAUUCUUGAUAUGA
Aspergillus niger is the source of this 975-nucleotide messenger RNA. RefSeq lists its product as uncharacterized. Bases 1 to 975 code for a protein of 324 amino acids. The transcript has 2 exons. Gene Ontology annotation, biological process: proteolysis. NCBI's taxonomy places the organism in Eukaryota, Fungi, Ascomycota, Eurotiomycetes, Eurotiales, Aspergillaceae. The record is from RefSeq and is a predicted model, not a curated record. Gene Ontology annotation, molecular function: protein binding; aspartic-type endopeptidase activity.